CUCAAUCAGUUUUUAUCAUCUUCAGUUCUCGUGAAUCAUCUCAAAAGAGUUCGGAGAUGCAGAGGUUAUCUGCUGUGAGGUCUCUCUCUGCUCUACUCCUCCGGAAGCAGAUACAACAUGGUUGCUUUUCUACUUCUCUACUGUUCGACGAUACCCAGUUACAGUUCAAAGAAAGUGUAGCACAAUUUGCACAAGAAAAUAUUGCCCCCCAUGCAGCAAAAGUGGACCAGACAAACUACUUUCCAAAGGACGUUAACUUGUGGAAGCUUAUGGGGGAUUUCAAUCUCCAUGGAAUCACCGCACCAGAGGAGUAUGGAGGACUUGGUCUCGGUUAUUUAUACCACUGCAUAGCGAUGGAAGAAAUUAGCCGUGCUUCUGGAUCUGUUGGCCUUUCUUUUGGUGCCCAUUCAAACCUAUGCAUAAAUCAGUUGGUUCGAAAUGGGAGUGCUGCUCAGAAACAGAAAUAUUUGCCUAAGCUGAUCAGUGGGGAGCAUGUAGGAGCUUUGGCAAUGAGUGAACCCAAUGCUGGUUCUGAUGUUGUUAGCAUGAAGUGCAAAGCUGAUCGUGUUGCCGGUGGUUAUGUUUUAAAUGGGAACAAGAUGUGGUGCACAAAUGGCCCAAUUGCACAAACACUGGUUGUUUAUGCAAAAACAGACAUUACAGCCGGUUCAAAAGGAAUCACAGCAUUCAUUAUUGAGAAGGGAAUGCCAGGCUUCAGUACUGCCCAGAAAUUAGACAAACUUGGGAUGCGAGGAAGUGAUACAUGUGAGCUUGUUUUUGAGAAUUGCUUUGUUCCUGAAGAAAAUGUUCUUGGGGAAGAAGGGAAAGGGGUAUAUGUCAUGAUGUCAGGGCUAGAUCUGGAGAGGCUUGUUUUGGCAGGUGGGCCCCUUGGUCUCAUGCAGGCAUGCCUUGAUGUUGUUCUUCCUUAUGUUCGCCAGCGAGAACAAUUUGGUCGUCCAAUUGGGGAAUUUCAGCUACUACAGGGAAAAAUUGCUGAUAUGUAUACUUCUUUACAGUCAUCAAGAUCAUUUGUAUACUCUGUCGCAAGGGAUUGUGAUAAUGGAAAAGUUGACCGGAAGGAUUGUGCCGGAGUUAUACUUUUUGCAGCUGAGAGAGCUACAGAAGUUGCUUUACAGGCUAUCCAGUGUUUAGGUGGUAAUGGCUAUGUGAAUGAAUACCCAACUGGUCGACUUCUUCGAGAUGCAAAAUUAUUUGAGAUUGGGGCAGGCACCAGUGAGAUCAGAAGAAUAAUUAUUGGUCGUGAGCUCUUCAAGGAACAAUGAGAAAUGCACCAUUUUGUUUGGAUUACAUUAAUCUUGUACCCAUUUCCCUUGCAAAUAGCAACCCUCCAAAACAUUCUUUGGGCUAUACUUUUUAUAAAAGAUAUUCUCAACAGAAAUAAAAGCAGAGAAUGUUACUGAAUGUGUAUCUUUCCAAAAAGAAAGAUACAGAAUUCGUACCAAGAACUAGGUAUAUGUAUUGUUUAUUAAAAAGGGGGAAAUUUCUA
Telopea speciosissima is the source of this 1507-nucleotide messenger RNA. Its product is annotated as isovaleryl-CoA dehydrogenase, mitochondrial. Gene Ontology annotation, biological process: L-leucine catabolic process. Bases 57 to 1283 code for a protein of 408 amino acids. The record is from RefSeq and is a predicted model, not a curated record. Gene Ontology annotation, cellular component: mitochondrion. NCBI's taxonomy places the organism in Eukaryota, Viridiplantae, Streptophyta, Magnoliopsida, Proteales, Proteaceae. Gene Ontology annotation, molecular function: flavin adenine dinucleotide binding; 3-methylbutanoyl-CoA dehydrogenase activity. The transcript has 15 exons.